Erythranthe guttata (spotted monkey flower) is the source of this 2370-nucleotide messenger RNA. Its product is annotated as putative clathrin assembly protein At5g35200. The record is from RefSeq and is a predicted model, not a curated record. Gene Ontology annotation, molecular function: phosphatidylinositol-4,5-bisphosphate binding; SNARE binding; clathrin heavy chain binding. Gene Ontology annotation, biological process: vesicle budding from membrane; clathrin-dependent endocytosis; clathrin coat assembly. Lineage: Eukaryota; Viridiplantae; Streptophyta; Magnoliopsida; Lamiales; Phrymaceae. Gene Ontology annotation, cellular component: clathrin-coated vesicle; clathrin-coated pit.
AAUUUUAUUUUAUUAAUAUAAUACAAGCAUGCAAAUUGCGACCAAACAAUUUAGACGUGUAGAGGGGUUGAUUCGAUUCGUAUUCCUUUCGUCAAUGGAAGAAAUGUCUGCACUUUGAUCGCAAAUCUAUCGUAUUUUCAUUUUCUCUCUCUCUCUCUCUCUCUCUCUCUCUCUCUCUCUCUCUCUCUCUCUCUGCUGUUUAGGUGACGGCGUGAUUGCCGGAAACCAGCCGGCGAUCGUUUCACAAGGUUCUCCAAUUUAGCUUUUUAAAUUUCUCGGGUUUUGGCUUGUCUGAGAUGGCUGCUGGAAGUAGCAGCCAACAGAAUUUCAGAAAAGCUAUUGGAGUUAUUAAAGACUCUACAUCAGUUGGAAUAGCGAAAGUCAACAGUGAAUAUAAGGAGCUCAAUGUUUCCAUUCUUAAAGCCACAAACCAUGUUGAAGUCUUGCCGAAAGAGAAGCAUGUAAGAAUUAUUCUUGGUGCAGUUUCUGGUUCAAGACCUCGAGCAGAUGUUUCUUAUUGCAUACAUACACUCACUAGGCGUCUUGCAAAAACACGUACAUGGGUGGUUGCACUGAAAACUUUGAUUGUUAUACAUCGUGCAUUGAGGGAAGUUGAUCAUUCAUUUUGUGAGGAACUAAUUUACCAUAACAAAAGCAGAGGUCAUUUAUUGAAUUUAUUGCAUUUCAAGGAUGAAUCAAGCCCAAGUGCCUGGGAUUAUUCCACUUGGAUUCGUGCAUAUGCUCUGUAUAUUGAGGAGUGCCUAGAAUGUUUCCGUGUGCUAAAAUACGAUUUCCACAGAGAUCACUCGAGAACGAAGAAGUUUGAUACUCCUGCUUUGCUCGAACACUUGCCCGCUUUGCAACAACUUCUUUUCCGUCUCCUUGGUUGCGAGCCAGCUGGUGCAGCCCGAUACAAUUUCAUGAUUCAGUAUGCCCUUUCAAUUGUUGCAGCAGAAAGUGUGAGGCUUUAUGUAGCAAUAACGGAUGGAGUGCUGAUUUUGGUUGACAAGUUUUUCGAGAUGCAACGCCGAGAUGCAGUGAGAACACUUGAAAUAUAUCGAAAGUCAAGCGAACAAGCCCAGAGGUUAUCUGAGUUCUUCGAGAUAUGCAGGGCUCUCGACUUUGGACGGAGACAGAAGUAUGUCAAAAUUGAACAGCCCCCUGCAUCAUUUAUUACAGCCAUGGAAGAGUACAUAAAGGAUGCCCCACAACCGUUAAUGCUUCCGUGGACAGAUAAUGAUGAUAAGUGCAUUACUCCCAAACUGAUUGCUGUCCCUGAACAAAGUUUGGAGACGGUCUCAUCUGUUGAAUCUGAGGAGAGCGCAAAGACUGAUAAGAGUGAAACAGAUGCUGCACCGUUGAUUCCUGAUCUAUUGAGCUGGGAUGACCCAAUUCAAGAAGCACCUGAAUUGGACGAAAAUAAUUCCACCCCCCUUUCGAUUACUGCACCAGAAUCUUCAAGCGAACCAGCUAGUUGGGAGCUUGCACUAAUUACAACACUUCCGGAUGCCGCUUCAAUUGCGGUCAGCAAGGGAGGUGUUCUAGAUAGAUCAAUACUCGACAGUCUAUACGAUGCAGCACUGACGACACCAAACACAAAUGGAGCCAAUUAUCAGACUUCAAACGUCUCUUCCAAUCCUUUCGAAUCUGACAGCUACGGUCAAGAAUUGGUGUUUUACGAUCCUACCCUCGCAGCGCAACACCCAAGUUUUAUCAUGCAGGUUCCCGAUCCAACCCCCCAACAGCAAGCAAUAGCACUAUAUUCGCAGCAACAAGAUGUCCAACAAAUCCAACAGCCAAUCAUGGGUUAUGAUUACAUGCAGAUGGCCGGAAUCCCACAGCAGGAACCAGCUUUUGUAGACCAACAACAACCUCAGAUUCAACAACCUCAACUUCAACUACAAGAAUCAUCGUUUGUUGUCCCCGAUUUUAUGCAAAUGACCGAAAUGCCCCUGCCUGAAGUCUCCAUGCAGCAGCAAGAGAAACCAAUAGUCGAGCACGGUUCUAUCAGUACGCCUGGGAACCCUUUCAUCGAGGAGCCGACUGUGUCGACUGGUGCACCUCAAAGUCAACAAUCUUCCAGUUUGAACUUAAUUUGAGUGGAUUCCAGAUAGUAGGCAGUACUGAGGUAUAUUUCUUUUUAUGGUCAGUUUUCCUUAGUGUGGUAAGAUGAAGGAAUUGUUCUGGCAUUGAUUGUACAGUUAUUGAUGUGGAUCUACUUGAAUCUGACACAUUGAUUUCAAGACAUGAUAUUUAUUUUCUUGAUUCUUUCUAGCACUUAUAAAGAGAGGUUGUCCACUUGUAGAGUGUUGAUAAUUUGGUGUACCCUUUUGUCACUUUAAUAUAAACGACUCUUAUGUUUACGAUGGA